UGUGGUAAGAAAAACAUUCAUCGAGGAAUUAAUGAAACAAUGAGGCGAAUUCGUGAACGAUAUAAUUGGUCCGGCUUAACUAAAGACGUUGAGCAUUUCAUCAAAAGUGUGAAAUUUGUCAAAAGACCAAAAUUUGUCGUAAAAACCUCAGUGCCCCUUUUGUAGUAACUGAAACCCCUAAAGCCCCGUUCGAAAGAAUCAACAUUGACAUUUUGGAAAUCCCACCUAAAUGCUACGCUCUCCCAAUCCGAGACGAGCUAACAAAAUUUUCUCAAGCCUAUUCAAUUAGCGACAAAUCUGCAAAAUCUGUAGUAAAUACUCUACUUUUCUAUUUCCAACGUUAUGGUACACCUCUCCGAAUACACUGUGAUUACGGAAAAGAAUUUUACAACGCCCUCAUGAAAGACCUUUGUAGUCUUUAUGACAUUAAAUUAACUUUUUCUAGGUCAGUCAUCCCCAGUCCAAUGGCUCGAUUGAGCGAUUUCACGCCACUUUAUUGGAAAUGAUCAGAUCCCAUGUAUCCGAAAAUCCCGACGAACAUCCCUUCAAUAUUCUUCCCUAUGCUGUUCAGUGCUACAAUAGCACUAGAAAUAAAACUACUGGCUUUACACCAUACGAGCUCGUGUUUGGCCACACCUCUGGUCGUCCGCCCGAACACAUAUAUUUAGAAAAGAAUUGA
Acanthoscelides obtectus is the source of this 679-nucleotide messenger RNA. The record is from the annotation of a GenBank genome assembly. NCBI's taxonomy places the organism in Eukaryota, Metazoa, Arthropoda, Insecta, Coleoptera, Chrysomelidae.